AUGACGGCUGCUCGACGAUCCAACCUCCACCCUGUCCCGGUCAGUCUGAUCAGUACUCGGUUGUCCCAGAAUGCAACUUUGCUGCGGGAAGAAUCCUCCGCUGCCAUGUCGGAGAUGCGAGCGCAGGCCCAGCAGUUGCAUGCGCUGCAGUACUAUGGCGAAGUGCACGUCGGGACGCCGCCACAGCGAUUCACAGUCAUUUUCGAUACAGGAAGUGGUCAGUUGAUGCUGCCCUCAGCCAGGUGCAGCAGCCAGGCCUGCAGAAAACAUCAGACAUUCGCAGUGCAGAGAAGUAGCACGGCGAUCCCCGUAGGCUGGGCGGACCAGCCGCUGCAAAAGGCCAAUGGUGAUUUCGACCGAGACACCACGGUUGUGAGCUUUGCCGCAGGAGAUGCCGUGGGGCAGUUCGUUCGGGACAAAGUGUGCCUGGGUACAGCAUGUGCCUUCGCGGACUUCGUUGAGAUGACCGAGGAGUCGAAGGAGCCCUUCGCCGCUGCAGAAUGGGAUGGUGUGCUCGGCUUGGCACAGUCGUUGAACGAAAACACGGAGUUUAAUGUUGCGCAGAACCUCCUGAAAGGAGGUCUGUACGAUGGCACCAUGAAAAAGCCUGUUUUUUCAGUCUACCUGGGGCGCAAGGUGGAAGAUGAGGCUGAAAUUACGUUUGGGGACUACCACGACUCUCGCAUGUCGUCCGCGCUGCAUUGGAUCAAUGUUUCCAAAGAAGGUUACUGGCAGUUCCAGUUUGACGACAUUACGGUCGACGGCAAGACAACCGGCCUGUGCGCGAAGCACGCUGAGAAGCGUUGCCAGGCAGUUCUGGACACCGGAAGCUCACUUGUGAUGGGGCCUAGAGAAGAUUUGGAUGCUAUCUUAGAGUUGCUGACCUUCAAGGAGGGGACCCAGAUGCCUUGUGCGGCAUCUAGGCACUUCCCGAAGCUUGGCAUUCGGAUUGGCACUCAAAACUUCGAGAUGGAGGCUGAUGAGUAUAUCGAUCGAUCUGAUCCAGAGCAAGCCGAUGGCCAGGGGACUUGCUGGGCUCAGCUGAUGCCUGUGGGUGACACUGGCAGAGGAGCAAUCUUUGUCCUGGGCAUGCCUUUUCUAAGAGCGUUCUACACCGUCUACGAUGUGGAGGCCAAAAGAAUGGGCAUUGCCAGGGCUAAGCACAAGUCCAAGCAGGUCAUUGCAGACGCCGGUGCACAAGUGAAGCUUGUGUCACUGCGACCGGCUGGCACUGAUUUGCAAGGAAAGGCGACGAGCAGAAUGUCGAAUGAUGGCAAGGAUGGAAGCAAAUGA
Symbiodinium pilosum is the source of this 1293-nucleotide messenger RNA. NCBI's taxonomy places the organism in Eukaryota, Dinophyceae, Suessiales, Symbiodiniaceae. The record is from the annotation of a GenBank genome assembly.